UACAGGAGAUGACCAGAGACUGCGGACAUAGUACAGAAGAUGACCGGAGACUGCGAACACAGUACAGGAGAUGACCAGAGACUGCGGACACAGUACAGGAGAUGACCAGAGACUGCGGACACAGUACAGGAGAUGACCAGAGACUGCGGACACAGUACAGGAGAUGACCAGAGACUGCGGACACAGUACAGGAGAUGACCAGAGACUGCGGACACAGUACAGGAGAAGACCAGAGACUGCGGACAUAGUACAGGAGAUGACCAGAGACUUCGGACAGGGGAUGACCAGAGACUGCGGACACAGUACA
Messenger RNA from Staurois parvus, 307 nucleotides. The record is from the annotation of a GenBank genome assembly. Lineage: Eukaryota; Metazoa; Chordata; Amphibia; Anura; Ranidae.